Aspergillus alliaceus is the source of this 1841-nucleotide messenger RNA. RefSeq names its product indoleamine 2,3-dioxygenase. Gene Ontology annotation, cellular component: cytoplasm. The coding region runs from base 335 to 1798 and encodes 487 amino acids. The record is from RefSeq and is a predicted model, not a curated record. The transcript has 3 exons. Gene Ontology annotation, biological process: 'de novo' NAD+ biosynthetic process from L-tryptophan. NCBI's taxonomy places the organism in Eukaryota, Fungi, Ascomycota, Eurotiomycetes, Eurotiales, Aspergillaceae. Gene Ontology annotation, molecular function: indoleamine 2,3-dioxygenase activity; heme binding; metal ion binding.
CUCAACCCUCUCUUCCUCCUUCUGUCUUCCCAUUUACUUGCUCACAGGUGGGAUGACCGAGUCAAAACCCUGAGCUGAUCUCAUCUUUCCUUCAAUCUGGAGAUUGCCCUCUAUUGGGGACUUAGUUCUGACCUUGAAGUUGUCAACCCAACGCGUCACGCGACCAUUGUUCAAAUAGUGAUAGACUUUUCGCAAGUCUAGCGGUGUCUUUCGGACCCCUGUACGAGGUCGUUAGGCAAUAUAUCACAGACGCUACCUUGCUUUUUAAGCGUACCGACUAUUCCGUCGAUACUAUUAAAUCAAUCACCGUGGUGUAUCGUUGAUUGUGAUCAUUAUGCUUCCUCCGGUUCCAGCACUGCCCGACUACGGCAUUUCGCCGGACCAUGGCUUUCUUCCCUCCGAGCCGCCCCUGAACGUCCUACCAGAUCCCUACUAUGCCAAGUGGGAGUGGCUGGUUUCGAAUCUACAAUCGCUAUUGCUUAGUAAGAGGAUUCGGGAUGUUGUCGAUCGUAUGCAUAUUUUAUCUACAUCGUAUCUUCAGUCAGAAGAGGAGUGGAGAAGGGCCUAUGUUGUUCUUGGGUUCAUUCUUCAUGGCUAUGUCUGGGGCGGCAGCACCCCAUCUGAGAGAGUACCUCCUCAAAUUACUGUUCCCUUGCUAGCGGUUUGCAAGCACUUGGAACUCCCUCCAGUGGCCACAUAUGCAGGAGUAUGUUUAUGGAAUUACAAAUCUAUCUUCCCGGAAGAGGCUGCAGAUGACCUCAAUAACCUGAGCUGUCUCAACACCUUCACGGGCUCAUUGGACGAACAAUGGUUCUACCUUGUGUCCGUAGCGAUCGAAGCGCGGGGUGCGCCAUCCUUGUCGCUGGCGCUACAAGCAAUUUCUGCAGCCCGGGUUGGAAACAGCCUGGUUGUGACAGAAUCCUUGCAGAAGCUCGCAGAGGUUAUAGACGAAGUAGGAACGUUACUGGAACGGAUGUACGAGAACUGUGAUCCGUAUGUCUUCUACCACCGCAUACGACCCUAUCUCGCUGGCAGCAAAAACAUGGCCGACGCAGGACUUCCUCAUGGCCUGCUAUACGAUGACGGUAGUGCAAAGCCCGAGUAUCGUCAGUAUGGAGGUGGUAGUAAUGCCCAGAGCUCCUUGAUUCAAUUUUGGGACAUCGCUCUGGGCGUAGAGCACCGACCCACGGGAGAAUCUCGCUCUGAAUCCGAUAAGGACGAUAAAGACGGGGUUCCUGGAGCACCUCGGCAUGGCUUUAUCCAAGAAAUGCGAUCGUAUAUGCCAGGACCUCAUCGUCGUUUCCUGGAACAUGUAACGGCGGUGGCUAACAUUCGGGACUACGUGGAAGCUCGUCGCUCGGAUAAGGCAUUGUGCAUUGCGUAUGAUGCUUGUCUUUCAAUGCUGCGGACCUUACGGGACAAACACAUUCAGAUGGUGUCCCGGUACAUCAUAAUCCCAUCCCGCGAUGCCAGAGGCCGAGCCCCUCGGCCGACAAGUCCACGGAGGCAUGCGUCUGCCACUAAUCUGGCCAACACUCGUAACAGCGAUGGAAAGCACAAGAAAUUGCGAGGAACCGGAGGGACCGCUCUGAUCCCAUUCCUGAAACAGGCACGCGAUGAGACCGGGGAGCCGGCCAUCGAUGCGUGGGCUCGACGACUUCUGAGUAACGCACCCGCCGACGCCAGUUUCGCGGCUUUGAGCAAGGUUGGCGAGCACCCUGACGGCCACUUGCAAGUUGUCGGGCUGUCGGGUACAUGGGCGGCGGAUGACUGUGAAGGAGGUAUUUGCCAUUGGUGAUCAGCCACAGGGACGAUGUUCGUUCCGCACGAAUGAUGUGUUU